GUCUACAAACAGGGCAACUACAACCAAAUUCAAAGGUUUGUCAAAGUCAGAUUUGUCAGUCCUUACCUUUAUUUUAUUCAUCUUGUGCUCAAACAUGGGAACACUUUUAUGGAUAUUUCUAGUUUCAGGAUUGUCAGGAACAACAGCUCUUAUUUCUCAAUCAACUUUGCAAAAGGAUUUCUUACAGUCAUUGAAACCACAAGAUUUAUUUUAUUAUUUUGAUACUAUUUCCUCUAAAUCGGUGCCUCAGUUUGAGCUGGUGUGGGUGAAAUGCUGUAGGAAUGAAUCCAUCAGGGGGCUGUGGAGAUGCUCUUUUGAUGCCCAGGAAGAGAGUUUUGAGCUGGGACAACACAGAAGCGAACCACCAGUGUCCUGUCCCUCAACUCUGGAGAUGGUCAUUAACUCAACGGUCAGUGUGGUGAAGAAGAGGGACGAUAUGUGUUGUGAACAGCUGAAGUUACUGAGACCACCAAACACAAGAACUCUGCUCCCAGUCUGCCAGGGGAAACUGCAAGGUCUGAUACAGUCAGGGGAGAAUAGGCUGUACAUUCGCCCAAUGCUUCAAAAACACAUAGACACCCUGAAGGACUAUACUGUGGAUUUACCUUCCGGUGUACCUCACCUAAUGCUAACCCAUACUGUACCUGUGAGGACACGUCUAAAACAGCCCAAGAGUCAGUUCAGGUUACGGAGAACAGCUCUGGUGUCAGAGGUCACACAUCUAGAACUAGCAGUGGUGGUGGGUCAAGAUGUCUAUAAUGUACAUAGGCAAGAUACUGAGAGAUACAUCCUCACCAACCUCAACAUUGCCUCUGAGCUCUUGAGAGAUGUCACACUCGGUGCCAACAUUAGACUUCAUCUGGUCCGUAUGAUUAUUCUUACAGAGCCAGAGUCAGAGAUCCAGAUCUCUGAAAACAUCACCGCUUCUCUGAAAAGUGUGUGCGAGUGGGGUCAGAAGGUCAAUCCUGAAGCUGACACUGAUCCUCUUCAUGCAGAUCUGCUGUUGUAUAUUACCAGGUUCGAUCUUGUGUUACCUAAUGGAAAUAAGCUUGUGAGAGGUGUAACUCAGCUGGGCGGAGUCUGUUCCACCCAAUGGAAUUGUGUGAUUACAGAGGAUACAGGCUUUGAUCUUGGCAUUACCAUUGCACAUGAGAUCGGCCACAGUUUUGGCAUAAAUCACGAUGGACGAGACAACACAUGCAGCUCUAGUGGGUUUAUGAUGGCAUCUGAUGGAGGUUAUAACAGUGUAGAUCUCACCUGGUCUCAGUGCAGCAGAGAUAAGCUCCACAGCUUCUUCAGUGCAGGUAAAGCAGACUGUGUGAAAGAUGUCCCGGUGCUGGGAGGCACGGUUCAGGAUUGGAGACCUGGUCUGUUUUACGGAGUGGACGAUCAGUGCCGUAUUGCAUUUGGCAGUUCAGCUACUGCUUGCUCUUUUGUUCAUGAUGAUAUGGUAACCUGCCGUGUUUUGUCCUGUCACAUCAACCCCCACGAACGCAGUUCUUGUACCCGCCUGCUCGUUCCUCUUUUGGAUGGAACAGAAUGUGGAGUCAAUCAGUGGUGUUUCAAGGGUCGAUGUGUGUCUCCUUCAACCUUGGACACCUCCAUGAUGGUUCAUGGUUCUUGGUCUUCCUGGUCUGACUUCUCUCCAUGUUCAAGAACAUGUGGAGGAGGCGUCACUCACCGCAAGAGACAGUGUAACAACCCCAGACCAGCCUUUGGUGGUACAGUCUGUAAGGGUCCUGACACAGAAGCUGAACUUUGCAAUCGACAGCCAUGUGAGACGACACAGCUGGAGUUCAUGGCGCAGCAGUGCUCAGCUACAGACCAGCAGCCUCUCUCAGUGUCUGUAGACUCCACAGUCUACACCUGGAUCCCCACUGUAGGCUACAGCUCAGGUGACUCUCAGUGUAAACUGAUGUGUCGCUCACGGGACCAGGACUUCAUGGUGAGUCGUGGAUCUCAGUUCAUCGAUGGGACUCGAUGUGAAUCCAAUAAAUCUACACUGCCUGGUUCUGUUUCUGCAUGUCUGGUUGGAAAGUGCCAGCUGUUUGGCUGUGAUGGAGUAAUGCAUUCCGGGAAGGUGGAGGAUGGAUGUGGGGUCUGUGGAGGCAACGGCUCCACCUGUCAAAUCAUCUCAGGCACCUAUUCAGGUGGAGAGGCCAGAGAGUACAUAACAUUCCUCUCCCUUCCAAUGAAUGCCUCUCAAGUUCAUGUGAUUAACAAGAAUUCCGUUUUUACACAUCUUGCGGUACUGUUAAACGGUAAGUAUGUGGUCUCAGGAGAUGAAAGUCCAGCGAUGAACAUCACGUACCCUUCACCUCUGGAGAAGAGCCCCAUACGUUAUCACUUAUACCUGACACCUGACCAUCUACCUCAUUCUGAAGAGCUGAUCAUCUCUGGACCGGCCACAGACAAAAUCCUCAUACAGGUGUAUUGUAAAUAUGGGAGAGAAUAUGGAGACCUCACCAGUCCGAACAUCUCGUAUCAGUACUACUCCUCUUAUACUCUUCCUGUGGCUGCAAAGGGCAGAUGGUCCACUGUCAUUUCUCCCUGCUCGGUUACCUGUGGCACAGGAAUCCAGAAAAUCUGUCAAAUGUGUGUGGAUAUGAACACACUUGACCGUCUAGAAGAUGAGUUGUGUAGUUCAUCCUCUCGAUCACCAGAUUCGCUGCAGCCCUGCUUCCUGCCAGACUGUCCAUCCAGAUGGGAGUUGGGUGAGUUUGGACCCUGCAGCGCCCCCUGUGGCGUGGGAGAGCGAGGGCGCUCCGUGACCUGUUUUCAGAGGCAAGGUACAGUUAAUGUGCAAUUGCCCGAGUCAGAGUGCACACAUGACCCCAAACCCCCAAGUACUGAGACCUGUAACCUCCUACUCUGUCCUGCCAGGUGGGAGGUGGAAGAGCCAGGUGAAUGCUCAGCUGUGUGUGGACCUGGAAAGUCCAGGAGAACGGUGUUGUGCGUCCGCUCUCACCUCGGGUUUGAUUCUGAGGUUGAUCAGAGCCUGUGCUAUGAACCCAAACCUCCAGAACACAUUCCUUGUGUGGUAGACGUGUGUCCAGUUGGAUGGGAUACAGAGAGAGACGUCCAGAUGACCCACGCAGAUACCCUUGGUGUUAUGCCCCGGUCCAGAAUGGUUCCCGUUUAUGUUUGGAGCCCUGUGAUUGGCCAGUGCUCUAAGACCUGUGGGAAUGGAUCUCAAGAGGUUUGGUUUUCUUGCGUGGAUCACCAGUCACAUCUAAAUGUCCCAGAAUUCCUUUGUGAUCGUAGCAACAAACCAGAGCCUCACAACCAGCCCUGCAGUCAAUCACAGUGUCCCGUGACUAGUUGGGGCUACAUACAGGGAGUAUGCAGUGUGUCUUGUGGCGGCGGAGUGGCGAAAAGAAUAUUGUACUGUUUUCAGGAAGGAGAUGGAAACAGGCAAGUGAUGGUCGGGAAAUCCGCCUGUCAAGCUGUACCCAGACCUUCAGAGUUAGUGGAAUGUAAUACUGAAGCCUGUCCUGCUAGGUGGCAGGUUGGAGAGCAAGGCGAGUGUUCUGUGUCUUGCGGGAUGGGUGUGGUGGUGAGGAGGGUGCUUUGCGCUCAGUAUGUGGGAGGUUUACAGAGGGUCAUGGAGGAGAACAUGUGCGAGUCCGCAAAGAAGCCUCCGGUCACGGCCCCUUGUUACACACAGGCCUGUUAUUUCCAGUGGGACGUCAAUGACUGGAGCGAGUGUUCGGUGUCAUGUGGUUAUGGAAUCCAAUCUCGGACAGUGUCCUGCAUGAGCCCGUCCAGCACUCUUCCCGUCAGUCCCUUUCUUUGUCUCCACUUGCCGAAACCCAUUACCAUCCAGGCCUGUUACAGCCCCGACUGUUCCCUAGCACAGAGUCCCACACCAGAGCCUAAAAGCGCCCACAGUGAGCAAUCAGAGACACAGGGGGAAGAGAGGGCACGGAAAGCCCCUGGUGUACCUGCCAAAACCACACCCGCUUCUUUUCAGAUAACCAAUACAAAGAAAAGUUUCUCAAGAAUUGUAUCUACAGUGCCAGUUAUGAGAAGCACGAUGAUCACACCGACAGAACCACCACAGACCAGCCUCUGUGGUCGUCUCCUCCUUCAAGAUUCAGGAACUAUUGACCUACGCAACGUCACUCAAAGGAGGUGCAUAUUUGCUAUUGGUCGGCCUCUCGAUGAGGUCAUUCAAGUUAAAAUAGUUUCCAGCAUUCUUAACUGCCAGCACAAGGACAAUCUCGCCCUGUACGACCGACUCAUACUGAUGCGUCUCUGUGAGAGGAUUCAUGGUAAAACAGUGAGGUCACGAUCCAAUGUUCUGUUGGUUCGUCAAAGCCGUCUGACCCCUGGCAAUGGAGUGCUACUAUUUUAUCAGAGCGUAAAGAACAAAAAAAGCCAACAUGGGGAGUGUGACGUUCAGCUGUUCUCCCCAUCUGGAGUCAUUGAGAAUCCGAUCAAGAGUUCAGCCGCCUCCCUUCUCAACACUCAGAGCUGCCGUGUUUUUAUUGAUGCUCCUCCUGCUAUGAGGAUUCAAAUCAGAGCACUUUCUGUAUUCAACAAGACAGACACAAACUCCACAUACAUACUGAUUCGGGAUGUGGAUGCAUUAAAGACGACGGUUUUCAGAGGGAAUCAGCUCUUUCUGUGGAGCUCCUCAGGAAGCCGAGCUGAAGUUGAAUUUCACGGGGAAUAUCAGCAAACCAAGGGAACAUUCAGAGCAGCGUAUUCACAUAUUAGCACAUCUGAAAAGGAACUGGUGUAGCUUCGGUUCUCAUUUGUAGACCAUUAAAGAUGUUUGAAGUGUCAUAAUUUAGUCAAUAGUAAAAAGAAUCAUUCCAGACAAUAUGGUUUAUUAACUACAUCAAACAUAUAUAAUCUGAAGUAUUCUGUC
This is a messenger RNA of Triplophysa dalaica, 4876 nucleotides long. RefSeq names its product ADAM metallopeptidase with thrombospondin type 1 motif, 13 (gene adamts13). Gene Ontology annotation, biological process: extracellular matrix organization; proteolysis. The transcript is spliced from 31 exons. Lineage: Eukaryota; Metazoa; Chordata; Actinopteri; Cypriniformes; Nemacheilidae. Gene Ontology annotation, molecular function: metalloendopeptidase activity. Gene Ontology annotation, cellular component: extracellular matrix. The record is from RefSeq and is a predicted model, not a curated record. Bases 95 to 4747 code for a protein of 1550 amino acids.